Molecule: messenger RNA, 184 nt
Organism: Symbiodinium necroappetens
Lineage: Eukaryota; Dinophyceae; Suessiales; Symbiodiniaceae
Source: the annotation of a GenBank genome assembly
GUGGGAGGGAAGGAUCUAACGAAGACCGCCGUUUAUCCCGGUACUUUGGCACUGAAGGUUGCCGAGCUAAUGGAGGAGCACUUCGCGACCCUGAAGCCAAGAGCUUCUGUCAGCGAGCUGGAUAUGGAGCUGUGCGAUACCAAUGAUGCUGACAGCUCCGAUUCCGGCCUGGAGGGUUUGGUCG